Molecule: messenger RNA, 2107 nt
Organism: Scomber japonicus (chub mackerel)
Lineage: Eukaryota; Metazoa; Chordata; Actinopteri; Scombriformes; Scombridae
Gene: scoca
Product: short coiled-coil protein a
Exons: 4
Coding region: 149-391 (80 amino acids)
Cellular component (GO): trans-Golgi network
Source: RefSeq, a predicted model, not a curated record
ACUACCAUCAUCAUCAUCUUCAUCAUCACAGAGCCCCUCUGUGUGUUUACAGUGAGACUCUCCGCUUAACGGGAGACACGUUUUCUCGUUAUUGGUGGACAGUGGAUCUGCAGCCCUGUAUACUAAACAGGAGAACGAGCUCUUCAUCAUGAACUGCGACAUAGAUGGAGACAUGGAGAACCAGGUGGAGAUGGAAGAGAAGACAAGGUUAAUAAAUCAGGUCUUGGAACUCCAACACACCCUGGAAGACCUGUCAGCACGGGUGGACGCUGUCAAGGAGGAGAACCUGAAGUUAAAGUCGGAGAACCAGGUCCUCGGUCAGUACAUCGAGAACCUCAUGUCGGCCUCCAGCGUCUUCCAGACCACCGACACCAAGAGCAAAAGGAAGUGAGACUCCCUCAGGAGAAGCCUGAAGUCCCAGGCCAGCAGCUGGGAGGUUAAACCCAGCUCAGAGACGUGGAGAGGGGUUUAUUUUCUCAGCAGACCUAGGGAGGGUUUCUGUAACCGUUUACACUCGCAUAUCUGAGUCAAAACUUAACAAUUAAAUCAAAAGCAUAAACUUUGUCACUCAGAAAUAACAGAUUAACAUAAUGUUAUUCUGGCCCCAGGUCUGUUUUGCAGCAGCUUCCUCUCCACGCUACAGACGAGGUAGACAUCACCCUUUAACCACUUAAACACUAAAACAUAACCAGGAUCUGUAAAUGAAAGUGGUGAGGGGGUCAUUUGUACCUCAAGUCUGUUCUUAACACUCUAAAGUCAAAGUAGAACCUGUAAAAUAACGUCUUAGCUUGUGUUUUACCCGCUUGGUUUACCAUUUGAGGACAACUCAGAUUUUCCUGUGGUUCUCCCAAACCUCCUGACUCAGCGUUCCUGUCUCCCAAUCACCUGAAACAUAAAGUGGGCCAAAACAACCCGAUAUUAUAGAAUAUUUAAAAUACUCUUAAACGAUGAACCUCAUUUUUCUUUUCAACACUGGUUUAUUAUUUAUUUUUUUUGUAAAGUAUUUUGUACGUCAGCUGGAUCUGAGUUGGUUUUUUUGGGUCUUGGAUGUCAUCAUGUGUCAAACAGCAUGACUAUAUCCCUUCACUUUUAAAGCUGGCAAACAGUAUUACUGAAGAUAAGAUAAAAAAUGUAUUUGAACGGCAUGUCUUUCUGUUGGACAGGUGUGCAUAUCUAAUAAGAUGUUAUUAAAUCAAUAAUCACUGACUUGCAUACUGUGUAAAGCUGCUGAAAGCUUUUUUUAAACAGUAAGUGGAUAUUAGAUGCUUAAAGGUACUGUUGAGAGCUCAGCAACAAUAGAUGUAAAAGCACAGAGAACCUAAAAAAAAUGUAUCGACUAGCAUGUCAUUAAAGUGUAAUUAACAUCAACAUCACAUUCUGUACUUAAAAGUAUUUGUAAUAAUUUACAUAUAUGUCGUAAAUGAGUGUUGUGGCCCAAACCGUCAUUUAACACAAUAAGAAAGGAAGUGGUGGGGUCAUAAAUGAGGCUUAGAUCUUCCCUAGUUCAAUCACAGGACGACAAACGCAUCAUAUUACUGUUGGUGCUGUGAGAGGGGGGAGGGGGCUACAGGAGACAAACGAGGGGAGAAUUAGAUGCUUUUCCCCCUUUAACUGCAAGAACAAAAGCAGUUAAGAGCCCUUGAGUGCUAUUGAUCCACUCUGCCAGAGGAUGGGUUUGAUGGUAAAAAUGUGUUGAACAGCAGGAUGGAGGGUGUGUCCUCUACAGCCACUGAUGCCUCAGAUAGAGAGAAAAUGAUCAAUUAUAAUUCAAAAAUGUUUUGAAUCCCUUUAAACUAAACUAUUGUUAUUUUAAUGACUGGAAAGCAGUAAUUCAUGUGUUAACACUGAUUGACUUUGGUGCUGUUUAAAAAAGGGAGGAAUUAAUUUCUAUAACAUGAGGCUAUAAACACUGUAUAUGCUGUAAUUUAAUGGUGUUAUUUUGAUAUUUUUAACAGUUGUACAGUAGUAUUUCAUUCAUUUCUGGCAUGCUUAAUAUGCCCCCCCCCCCCCUUUACACACAUCCUGGUACCAUCUUAUCCUGUGUGUAGACGUCCCGCACCUUUGCUUUUAAACCCUUUUCUUUUGUUUUAAUAAAAACCUAAUAUCA